Protopolystoma xenopodis is the source of this 630-nucleotide messenger RNA. Lineage: Eukaryota; Metazoa; Platyhelminthes; Monogenea; Polystomatidea; Polystomatidae. The record is from the annotation of a GenBank genome assembly.
AUUGAAUUGCAGGACUGGCCCGGCCUUUCCACACCGUUGCAUCAUAAGACACAAAACACUAAUAAAGUUGAUCAGUCAGAACCGAAUUACGCGUCAACCACUGCUACUAAUGUUGCACCCGACACAAAUGAGAUAAAAUCUAAACCUUUUUCCACCGAGCAUCUACCAGAUGACUGCACAAGACCAACUUUUGUUAUUAAUGCGAAGAACAGCUCUCCAAUCGCUGAAUCUGCUGCCUCUUCCUCAUCUGCCUCGAUAAAUGCCUUCAUCACGGCGAGUGACCUUCAAAAUCGCCAGAUGCGCCUCAAACAACGCUCCUCGCUCAGCCGUAGAAAUAACCUGAAUACCCAUUUAUCAUAUUUAGAACAUUCACCAGGCGCUCUUCCUGGAUCACUAACGAACGUAGGGGUGAAGUAUAUUUCUAAGUCUGGAACAGAUGCACAUUCGAAGUCGUUGAAAGGAAGGAGUCGUCUUAUUCGCAGCCGGAGUCAAUUAGCUGCCCGGGGCUCAACGGCCAAACGAGCUGGCAAACUGACCAAGUUGAUAAGUCAACCAAACAAAGGAGAGAAAUACAUUUCAAUAAAGGAGGUAAGAAGAUCAUUUUUGGUUAUCUAUAAACAAAUAAGCUAG